UUUAUUGAUGGUCACAUGUGUGAAAGGGUUUAUUUAUACCUGUGGAGGAACAUUACAAGGACUAAAUGGCACCAUAGAAAGUCCUGGUUUCCCCUACGGAUAUCCAAAUGGUGCGAACUGUACAUGGAUCAUUGUAGCAGAAGAACCAAACAGAAUACAGAUUGUAUUCCAGUCAUUUGCUUUAGAGGAAGAGUAUGAUUAUUUGUCAUUGUAUGAUGGGCAGCCUCAUCCUGCAAACUUUAGGACUAGGUUAACUGGCUUCCAGAUGCCAGCACCUGUAAUGAGCACGGGAUCAGUACUUGCAUUGCGCCUCACAAGUGACUUUGCUGUCAGCGCACAUGGAUUUAAACUAUUCUACCAAGAGUUGCAAAGCAGUUCCUGUGGCAACCCCACUGUACCACCCAGAGGUAUUCUUCAUGGCACUAGCUUUGAUGUUGGUGAUAUGGUCACCUACUCCUGCGUGAAUGGAUACAUCCUGGAUGGAUAUCCUCGGCUUACAUGUAUAGCUAACUCGGGGAAUAGUGCAACGUGGGAUUUUCCCAUCCCCAUUUGCAAAGCUGAAGAUGGGUGUGGUGGAACUGUACAAGGAUCCAGUGGCAUUGUUUCCAGCCCAAACUUUCCCGGCGAGUACAGCAAUAAUGCAGACUGCACUUGGACUAUUGCUGCAGAGCCUGGAGAUACCAUCUCCCUCAUUUUUACCGAUUUUCAGCUUGAAGAAAAGUAUGAUUACUUAGAAAUUGAAGGGUCAGAGCCCCCAUUAAUAUGGUUGUCUGGGAUGAAUCUGCCUCCACCUAUUAUCAGCAGCAAGAACUGGCUUAGGCUGCACUUUAUAUCAGACAACAAUCACAGGCACAGGGGAUACAGUGCUCAGUACCAAGUGAAAAAGGCCAUAGAUUUUAAAUCUAGAGGAGUUAAGUUGUUCCCAGGCAAAGACAACAGCAACAAGUUUUCUAUCUUGAAUGAGGGUGGAAUAAAGCAAGCAUCCAACUCCUGCCCAGAUCCUGGAGAGCCAGAACAUGGAGAAAGAAUUGGAUUGGAUUUCAGUCUUGGAGCUACAAUUCAGUUCACAUGUGAUGAAGAUUUUGUGCUACAGGGAUCCAAAAAUAUUACCUGCCAAAGGAUUGCUGACGUGUUUGCAGCCUGGAGUGACCACAGACCAGUCUGUAAAGUAAAAACCUGUGGGAUUAAUCUCCAAGGUCCAACUGGUAGCUUUGUGUCUCCCAACUUCCCCUUUCAAUACGACAGCAAUGCUCAAUGCGUUUGGAUAAUUACAGCAACAAGCCGUAAUAAGGUAAUUCAGAUUGAUUUUGAAGAAUUUGACUUAGAGAUCGGUUAUGACACUCUCACAAUCGGUGAUGGCGGUGAAGUUGGUGACCCCACAACAGUACUGCAUGUCCUGACAGGCAGCUUUGUCCCAGAUCUCAUUGUAAGCAAGAACAGCCAGAUGUGGUUACAUCUGCAAACAGAUGAAAGCAUUGGAUCAGUUGGUUUCAAGAUAAACUUCAAAGAGAUUGAUGAAGAGAGUUGCGGUGAUCCAGGGAUUCCACUUUAUGGCAUGCGUGACACAGAUGGCUUCUUGAAUGGGAAUAUUUUGAAGUUUCGGUGUUUGUCUGGAUUUGAACUGAUCGGAGAAAAGUCCUUACUUUGCCAAGACAACAACCAAUGGUCUGCAAAUAUACCAAUUUGCAUCUUUCCUUGUUUGUCCAACUUUACUGACCCGAUUGGAACAGUGCUAUCGCCCGACUACCCCGAAGGCUACAGCAACAAUAUGAACUGUGUCUGGCUGAUCAUUGCAGACUGGGGCAGUCGAAUCCAUCUCUCCUUCAAUGAUUUUGACCUGGAAUCUCAGUUUGACUUCCUUGCCAUAAAGGAUGGAGAAUCAGUUGAUUCACCCGUGUUAGGAACCUUCAGUGGAUCCGAGGUUCCUUCUCAUCUCACUAGCAACAAUCAUAUACUACGGCUGGAAUUUCAGGCUGACCACUCCAUGUCGGGCCGCGGGUUUAACAUCACCUAUAGUGCAUUUGGACACAAUGAGUGCCCUGAUCCUGGCAUUCCCAUAAAUGGCCGACGCUUUGGUGACAACUUUCAGUUGGGAAACUCUGUGUCUGUCCUAUGUGAAGAAGGAUUCAUCAAAACCCAAGGGACAGAAACCAUAACUUGUGCAUUACAGGAAGGAAAGGUCAUGUGGAGUGGUCCCAUUCCCAAAUGUGAAGCUCCAUGUGGUGGCCACUUUUCUUCUCCCAAUGGCAUAAUCCUGUCACCAGGCUGGCCUGGAUAUUAUAAAGACUCUCAGAAUUGUGAGUGGGUGAUUGAAGCUGAACCAGGACAUUCCAUCAAAAUAACAUUUGAAAGGUUCCAGACUGAAGUUAAUUAUGAUGUUCUAGAGAUUCACGAUGGAUCAAAUCUUCUUUCCCCUCUUCUUGGCUCUUUUAAUGGCACACAAGUUCCUCAGUUUCUAUUUAGCAGCACCAACUAUCUUUACCUUCUCUUUUCAACGGACAACAGUCGUUCUAACAUCGGUUUCAAGAUUCAUUAUGAGAGUGUUGCAGUUGAUACAUAUUCCUGCAUGGAUCCAGGUAUACCUGUUAAUGGGCAUCGAUAUGGCCAAGAGUUUUCAAUAGGCUCAAAAGUGACAUUCAACUGUGAACCUGGCUAUACACUAGGACAUGAAGAGCCUCUGAUAUGUGAAAAAAACCAUUGGUGGAAUCAUCCAUUACCAAGUUGUGAUGCACUAUGUGGUGGAGAUAUUCAAGGACCGACUGGGACCAUUUUAUCCCCAGGUUACCCAGACUUUUACCCAAAUUCAUUAAACUGCACGUGGACUGUGGAAGUUUCCCAUGGAAAAGGCGUGGAGUUCACCUUUCACACCUUCCAUUUGGAGGAUCUUCACGACUACUUUCUCAUCACAGAAAACGGCAGCUUUACUCAUGCUCUAGCACGGUUGACUGGCUCAGAAAUUAUCUCACCAAUUAACGCCGGUCUCUAUGGAAAUUUCAAGGCUCAGUUGCGUUUCAUCUCAGACUUUUCAAUAUCGUACGAAGGAUUCAAUAUUACUUUUUCCGAAUACAACCUAGAACCCUGCGAAGACCCGGGCAUCCCAUCCUAUGGCAACCGUAUAGGAGCAACCUUUGGUAUUGGUGAUUCCUUGAUGUUCUCCUGUACCUCAGGUUACCGUCUAGAAGGUGCAUCCCAGAUCUCAUGUCUCGGAGGUGGCCGUCGUGUAUGGAGUGCACCUCUGCCAAGGUGUGUGGCUGAAUGUGGGACAUCUUUAAGAAGCAACGAGGGAAUCCUGCUAUCUCCUAAUUAUCCUAUGAACUACGAAAUCAACCAUGAAUGUGUGUACAGUAUACAGGUUCAAACAGGCAAAGGGAUCAAUAUUUCGGCCAGGACGUUUCAGUUGGCAAAUGGAGACUCUCUUAAGGUCUACGAUGGGAAAGAUAGCACCACUCACCUUCUGGGUGCUUACACCGGCACUGGGAUGAUGGGAUUGACUUUGACAAGCACGUCUAAUCACCUGUGGCUGGAGUUCAACACGGACUCCAAAGAAACUGAUGAAGGCUUUCAGCUUGUUUACACUGGGUUUGAGCUCUCUCACUGUGAAGAUCCUGGUGUGCCUCAGUUCGGAUACAAAAUCAGUGACCAGGGCCACUUUGCUGGCAGCACUAUUUCUUAUGGUUGUAAUCCAGGGUACACUCUACAUGGAAGCAGCCUUCUCAAGUGUAUGACUGGAGAAAGAAGAGCUUGGGAUUAUCCUCUUCCAUCGUGCAUUGCUGAGUGUGGAGGCCAGUUCAAAGGCGAAUCGUCAGGAAGAAUCCUAUCCCCUGGCUACCCUUUCCCAUAUGACAACAAUCUUCGUUGCAUCUGGACGAUAGAAAUGGAUCCAGGAAAUAUUAUCAGUCUCCAACUUCUUGCCUUUGAUACGGAGGCAUCUCAUGAUAUCUUGCGAGUCUGGGAUGGUCCUCCUGAGAAUGAGAUGCUUCUGAAAGAAUUGAGUGGAUCACUCAUCCCUGAUGGCAUCCACAGCACUCUCAACAUUGUCACGAUACAGUUUGAUACAGACUUCUUCAUAAGCAAAUCUGGAUUUGCUGUGCAGUUCUCAAGCUCGGUGGCCACAGCCUGCCGUGACCCUGGUGUCCCCAUGAAUGGGAGUAGGAAUGGAGAUGGGAGAGAACCUGGAGAUACUGUCAUCUUCCAGUGUGACGCUGGCUAUGAGCUUCAGGGAGAGGAGAAAAUUACCUGCAUUCAGGUGGACAAUAGAUACUUCUGGCAGCCCAGCCCACCGUUCUGCAUAGCACCAUGUGGAGGAAAUCUGACAAGUUCUUCAGGAUUCAUUCUGUCCCCGAACUACCCACAUCCAUAUCCUCACGGCAAAGACUGUGACUGGACCAUCUCCGUUAGCAGUGACUACAUCAUAUCCCUGAUGUUCAUUAGUUUCAGCAUGGAACCCAAUUAUGACUUCCUGUACCUGUACGAUGGAGCAGACAGCAACAGCCCUCUGAUUGGAAGCUUUCAGGACAAUAAACUGCCUGAUCGGAUUGAGAGCGGUUUGAACACCAUGCACUUGGCCUUUCGGAGCGAUGGCUCUGUUAGCUUUUCAGGCUUCCACAUAGAAUAUACAGCAAAAUUACGAGAGUCAUGUUUUGAUCCUGGGAAUAUUAUGAAUGGCACCAGAUUGGGAACUGAUUUCAAGCUAGGAUCAACAGUUACAUAUUACUGUGAUGCGGGCUAUGUUCUGCAAGGAUAUUCCACCCUUACGUGCAUAAUGGGAGAUGAUGGAAGACCUGGAUGGAACAGAGCUUUGCCAAGUUGCCAUGCUCCAUGUGGAAGCCGAUCUACAGGUUCUGAUGGUACCGUGUUGUCACCAAAUUACCCCAGAAACUACAGCAUUGGGCACAAUUGCAUUUACUCUAUCUCUGUCCCGAGAGAGUUUGUGGUGUUUGGCCAGUUUGUCUUUUUCCAGACGUCCCUCCAUGAUGUAGUUGACAUAUAUGAUGGACCCACCCAGCAGGCACCUCUCUUGACCUCACUUUCAGGGUCACAUUCAGGAGAGUCUCUCCCUUUAAGUUCCAGUAACCAGAUCACUAUCAAGUUUAUCUCAGUUGGUCCAGAAACAGCCAAAGGGUUUCAUUUUGUUUAUCAAGCUGUUCCAAGGACCAGUGCAACCCAGUGCAGCUCCGUACCUGAACCAAGGUUUGGGAAAAGAAUUGGAAACAGUUUUGCAGUUGGUUCAAUGAUUUUAUUUGAAUGCAAUCCUGGUUACGUUCUGCAUGGUUCACCAGGAAUUAGAUGCGAAUCCGUCCCAAAUGCCUUAGCUCAAUGGAACGACUCUCUGCCCAACUGUAUUGUGCCCUGUGGUGGAAUUUUAACUAGGCGCAGAGGAUCCAUCCUGUCUCCAGGUUAUCCUGAACCGUAUAACAACAAUUUGAAUUGUGUCUGGAAAAUCAUAGUACCAGAAGGUGCAGGCAUACAAAUUCAUGUAAUAAGCUUUGCAACUGAGCACAAUUGGGAUUCUUUAGACCUCCAUGAUGGGGUUGAUACUAAUGCUCCAAGACUUGGAAGCUAUUCAGGCACUACAAUACCAGCACUGAUAAACAGCACGUCUAAUAAUCUCUACCUGAACUUUCAGUCGGACAUCAGUGUAUCUGCUGCUGGCUUUCACCUCGAGUACACAGCCAUUGGAUUGGAUUCCUGUCCAGAACCACUUACUCCCAGCUAUGGAAUCAAAACUGGAGACAGAUACUUAGUAGGAGAUGUGGUAUCAUUUCAGUGUGACCAGGGAUACUCUCUUCAGGGGCAUUCUCAUAUAACAUGUAUGCCAGGACCAGUGAGGAGGUGGAAUUAUCCUAUUCCCAUGUGUAUAGCCCAGUGCGGUGGUGCUCUGACUGAUUUCAGCGGAGUUGUUCUUAGCCCUGGUUUUCCUGGAAACUACCCAAGCAGUUUAGACUGCACUUGGACCGUAAAGCUUCCUAUUGGAUUUGGUGUGCAUUUGCACUUUGUCAACUUUUCCACGGAAAUGAUCCACGAUUACAUGGAAGUCCGGAGUGGAUCUGCAACCACUGGGACAGUGAUCGGUAGAUUUAGUGGUCCCCAGCUGCCAGCACCGCUGUUCAGCACGACUCACGAAACCACCCUGUAUUUUUGUAGUGACUAUUCGCAGAACAAGCAGGGCUUCCGCGUCAUCUAUCAAGCGUACCAACUUCAGAGCUGCCCUGACCCUCGUCCAUUUCGAAAUGGUUUUGUGAUUGGGUAUGACUUGUCUGUGGGGCGCACCAUCUCGUUUGAGUGCUUGCCCGGUUACACUUUAAACGGAGAGGCAGCACUCACUUGCCUUCACGGUGUCAGUCGCAACUGGAACCAUCCGGUGCCGAGAUGCGAGGCACUCUGUGGAGGCAAUAUUACUGCACUAAACGGCACUAUUUACUCCCCUGGGUAUCCCGACGAGUACCCACACUUCCAAGAUUGCUUUUGGAUUGUCAAAGUCCCCCCUGGCAAUGGAAUCUACAUCAACUUUACUGUCUUGCAAACAGAACCUAUAUAUGACUUCAUUACAGUAUGGGAUGGACCAGAUCAGACUGCGCCACAGAUUGGACAAUUUAGCGGAAAUACAGCUCUGGAAUCUGUCUACAGUACAUCUAACCAGAUCCUGAUCAAAUUCCACAGUGACUUUACAACAAGUGGUUUUUUUGUUCUCAGUUACCAUGCGUAUCAGCUACGUGUCUGCCAACCUCCAACAGAGGUGAUCAAUGUUCAGAGUCUGACUGAAGAUGAGGAAUUUGAAAUAGGAGACAUCAUAAGAUACCAAUGUCUGCCAGGAUUCACACUGAUCGGUAGUGAAAUUGUCACUUGCCGGCUUGGAGAACGUUUGCAAAUGGAUGGAGCUCCUCCGUCUUGUCAAGUGCUGUGUCCAGCCAAUGAAGUCCGAACUGACUCAACAGGUGUCAUCCUGAGCCCUGGCUAUCCAGAGAGCUACCCUAACUUCCAGACCUGUGCUUGGAGCAUCAUUGUAGAAAAGGGUUACAGCAUUACCUUAUUGUUUGAGUUCUUCCAGACAGAAAAAGAGUAUGAUGAACUGGAGGUUUUUGAUGGUCCAAACAGCCAUAGCUCCCUGAUGAGCUCCCUUAGUGGUGACUACCCUUUCCCCUUCAACAUAACCAGUAACAGCCAUCAACUUUUUCUCCGAUGGUCAGCUGAUCAUGGCACCAACAAGAAAGGCUUCCGUAUCAGAUAUGUUGCUCUUUACUGCAGCACUCCAGAGUCCCCUCCCCAUGGCUUAAUUCUCAGCCAGACAGGUGGACAUCUGAACAGCGCAGUUCGCUGGGCUUGUGAACGCGGUUACCGACUUAUCGGGAAGAGCACCGCAACAUGCAGGAAAACACAAUAUGGAUUUUACACGUGGGAUGAGCCUGUGCCAGCGUGUCAAGCAAUAUCGUGCGGUGCUCCUAAAGCACCAAUGAAUGGAGGAGUGUUUGCAACAGAUUAUUCAGUAAACACACGUGUCAACUACUUUUGCAACGAUGGCUAUAGACUUUUAUCAAAAGAGCAUGGCAGUGCUGUGUGCCAACAGGAUGGUAUAUGGAGCAAUCAUAACAGACCACCACGAUGUGUGGUGAUAACAUGCCGCAGCAUUAGCUCUUUCACAAUGGAGCAUGGGAGCUGGCGAGUUGUGAAUGGUUCACAUUACGAAUUUGGAACAAAGGUUAUCUUCAGUUGUGAUCCCGGAUACUUUCGAGUUGGACCAACCACUAUUAAAUGUUUGGCUAAUGGAACCUGGAGCUGGGAGAAUGAGAGGCCACACUGUCAGAUCAUUUCUUGUGGUGAACUGGGUCAUCCUCCCAAUGGAAGAAAGAUUGGAACUCAAAUAACGUAUGGAGCAACAGCUAUCUUGACCUGCGACUUGGGAUACAUACUGGUUGGUUCGACUGUCAGAGAAUGCUUGGCAUCUGGGCUCUGGAGUGGAAGUGAAACUAGAUGUUUAGCUGGGCACUGUGGAGUUCCAGAGCCAAUAGUCAAUGGUCAGGUAGUGGGAGAGAAUUAUGGCUACCGAGACACAGUUGUUUACCAGUGCAAUCCUGGAUUCCGACUGAUUGGUUCAUCCGUACGGAUAUGCCAGCAAGACCAUAACUGGUCUGGACAACUUCCAACCUGUGUGCCGAUCAGCUGUGGUCACCCGGGCAAUCCAAUCUAUGGAAAAACCUCAGGAAAUGGCUUCAAUCUCAAUGACAUUGUAUCGUUUUCUUGUAACACUGGAUACGUAAUGGAGGGAACAUCCAGGGCUCAAUGCCAGACAAACAGACAGUGGAGUAAUUCUGCACCAAUGUGCAGAGUGGUGAACUGUUCGGAUCCUGGAAUUCCUGGAAAUUCUAUUCGGGAGAGUAAGAUAGAGCACGGAAACUUCACCUACAACUCAAUGGUGUUCUAUGACUGCAACCCUGGGUAUUUUCUGUUUGGAUCUUCUGUGCUAACUUGCCAGUCCAAUGGAUACUGGGAUAAACCGUUACCUGAGUGUACACUGGUUGACUGCAGCCACCCUGGCAUUCCUCCAAAUGUAAUUUUAUCUGGUGAUAAAUUCACAUUUGGUGCAACUAUUCAUUACUCCUGUGUUGGCAAAAGAUUGCUUAUGGGCCCAUCAAUGCGUAGCUGCCAGAUGAAUGGACACUGGAGUGGUUCGAUCCCUCACUGUUCUGGAGAUGCAGCGGGGAUGUGUGGGGACCCGGGACCACCUGCCCAUGGUUUCAGGAAUGAGAGUGAUUUCAGGAUUAAGAGUGCUGUGCACUUUACAUGCCCAACUGGCUAUAUCUUGCACGGCUCUGUCAAAAGAACUUGCCUCCCAAAUAGUACCUGGUCGGGAAGGCAACCAGAAUGUAAGGCUGUGAAUUGUGGCAACCCAGGGACAGCAGCUAAUGGGAGAGUGUUUCGCAUUGAUGGAACAACAUACUCCAACUCUGUAACAUAUUCAUGUCUGGAAGGAUACUUGCUGACUGGCUCAGCUACACGGCAAUGUACAGUCAAUGGAACAUGGUCUGGCAAUCUACCUAACUGCACAAUAAUCAGCUGCGGAGAUCCUGGUGUGCCAGCGAGUGGGAUGAGGCUGGGGGAUAAAUUUACAGUGGGACAAAAUGUCACUUAUUUGUGCCAGCCAGGAUACACAAUGGACUCCAAGGGUUCCAAGAUCCGCACUUGCACUGGCAAUGGCACCUGGACUGGAUCAAUGCCAUUUUGUAAAGGAGUUAUAUGCUCAUCUCCACCUCAGAUUUCAAAUGGAAAAAUGGAAGGAACAAACUUUGACUGGGGUUCAAGCAUCAGCUACAGCUGUUCUCCAGGAUAUGAGCUGUCGUUCCCCGCUAUCCUCACCUGUGUGGGGAAUGGAACUUGGAAAGGAGAAGUACCACAGUGCUUGCCAAAAUUCUGUGGGGAUCCUGGGGUACCAGCACAAGGAAGAAGAGAAGGAAAGAGCUUCAUCUACCAAUCAGAGGUCUCAUUUAGGUGCAACUCUCCCUUUGUUCUGGUGGGUUCAAGUACCAGGAUUUGCCAGGCAGAUGGAACCUGGAGUGGCUCACAACCACGUUGCAUAGAACCUACACACACAACGUGUGUAAAUCCAGGAAUGCCGCGACAUGGGACACAGAAUAAUACAUUUGGCUACCAAGUAGGAAGUGUGGUCCAAUUUCACUGUAAGAAGGGACAUUUGCUACAAGGAUCUACCACUCGGAUUUGCCUUCCUGAUCUCACCUGGAGCGGCAUUCAGCCAGACUGUAUACCUCACAGCUGCAAACAGCCAGAGACACCUGUCCAUGCUGAUGUGGUUGGCAUGGACCUACCUUCAUUGGGCUACAUCCUCCUGUACACCUGCCAACCUGACUUCUUCUUGGCAGGAGGAUCAGAACAUAGAGUGUGCAGGUCUGAUGGGACAUGGACAGGGAAGGCACCAGUCUGUCAUGCUGGUUCAAAGAGAUCAGAGAAAAGCAGCAGACCUUCAAUUGGAACACCAAGCCCAAAACUGAAUGUUCCAGAUGAUGUCUUUGCCCCACUUUACAUUUGGAAAGGAUCUUACAAUUACAAAGGACAGAAGCAGCCGAUGACAUUGAAAGUCACCAGCUACAACAUAUCGACAGGCAGAGUAAAUGCAACACUGACAAACAGCAACAUGGAACUUCAGCUUUCAGGUAUCUACAAAAGUCAGGAAGCGCGACUUAUGCUUUUGAUGUAUAAAGUGAAAACCGCAGGUCAAGCUUCUGCAAGCAAGAUUAAAGACAAGUGGGCUAUGGAUGGUUAUGUUUCUGCUGAACCUGACGGGGCCACAUAUGUUUUUCAAGGAUUUAUACAGGGUGAAGAUUAUGGGCAGUUUGGAUUGCAGAGAUUAGGUUUGAACUCAUCUCACAAUUCAAAUUCUCCCAACCAACCACACGGUACAAAUAGCAGUUCUGUGGCCAUCGCCAUCCUUGUGCCUUUUUUUGCUCUUAUCUUUGCAGGAUUCGGGUUUUAUCUUUACAAACAAAGGACUGCUCCCAAGACACAAUACACAGGCUGUUCUGUACACGAGAACAACAAUGGUCAAGCAGCUUUUGAAAAUCCAAUGUAUGACACAAAUGCAAAGUCUGCAGAAGGCAAAGCGGUUCGGUUUGACCCCAACCUUAACACAGUCUGUACAAUGGUAUAAGGCAGGAAUAUUGUUUGACUCCAUAGCCUGAUACACAUCUAGCGCUUUGCAUCCUCGGAACAUCCAGAAUUUGACUAAAACCCACUUAUGUACAAUGCACAUUUGGUCCACUGCUACUUAAAGCACACUUUUCAGGAAUUCAAUGUGUCAGAUUAAU
Molecule: messenger RNA, 10814 nt
Organism: Callorhinchus milii (elephant shark)
Lineage: Eukaryota; Metazoa; Chordata; Chondrichthyes; Chimaeriformes; Callorhinchidae
Gene: csmd3b
Product: CUB and Sushi multiple domains 3b
Exons: 70
Coding region: 8-10657 (3549 amino acids)
Biological process (GO): regulation of dendrite development
Source: RefSeq, a predicted model, not a curated record